GAGAGGGUAACCCUGCUAUGGACUAGUAUCCCAUUCCAGGAGUUGGGAGGGAAGUACUCCAGGUUGCUUCAUGUUAAGGAAAAACUAGAGAUAAGUGCCAGUCUGAUGGCCCAUUGGGUCUGACUGCAGACCUGGGCACUGCUGUUUUGACCAGCACCUCCAGUUUCAUAUUGUUCCUAACCUGUUGAACCUAUAGGAAAUUUUUUCGGGCCUUUCUUUGAGUGCUGGAUGCGAUUGAGUCGCGUUGUUUUACCUUUGUUUCUCGUUCAUAGUAUUUUGAACGGUAUUUUUUCUUGUUUUUUUUUUUUUUUAAGAUUUCUUUUAUUUUACGUCAUCCGUGACCACGCGGAUUCUUACAGAAGGAACUAUUUCCCCUUGUAUUACAUUAAUUCCCUGUGUUUCUGGAAGCGCACACCUAACGGUACUUUCCGAGGAGAGCCGACGUGACUGUGUUUGCCGGUCAACAAUCACAGUAACGUUCAAUUAUGCAUAGUAUUAAGGAGUUUAUGAAUGUAAUCCAAAAGGUGUUGACUUGAAUCGUUCAUGUUACCAAACUACCGAGUGUUCGUUACUUCCGUUUCCCUAACCUAAAAAUCCGGAAGGGUCUGGAACCAAGUGGUUUCUUUCGGUUUCUACUACGACAAAAGGCGGAAGUUGCAGUUCACAUAGAAUCCCUUUUAGCGCCGCCGCUGGGUCAUCGAAACAGUGCAUGUAACAAUAAGAGAAUGACUGGCGUGGAGAAAUAUUCUUAUCACGAAAUACGCGGGCUUUUCGACAACGGGUCACUGGGGGAUAUACAAAAGGUUUCUGAAGAAAUUGGACUGGACACCGUUGUUAGGCGCGAUAAAUGGACCUUGCUUCACGUAGCAUCAGCCACAAAUAGACGAGAUAUAACACAAUACCUCAUUAAUAUGGGAAGUGAUGUGAAUGUGCUUGACAAAGAAGGCAAGUCUCCUCUAUACUAUUGCAAAUCUGAGGAGGUAGCCAAGAUGAUGGUCGAUGCCGGUGCUGACGUGAAUCGCCCCAGCGUACUAGGGAAGACACCUCUACAUCAUGUAUGCAUAUCAGACGCUACCCCUGGGGCAGUGAAAAUCCUUCUACAAUCUGGGGCGCGAGCAAAUGCUGAAGACAAGUUUGGUGAUACGCCUUUCUUGUAUGCUUGUGGCAUGGCCUAUUUCUGUAUAAACGAAGAAGAGUUUGCACAAAACCUGCCAAAGAUAAAAAUGCUUCUUGAAUACGGAGCUGAUAUUCACCAUGUCAAUUCAAAAGGUGAAAAUGGAUUGCAUGUGUGUAGUCGAUAUGGCGCUUGCGAAGUAGUCGAAAUACUGACGAAACAUGGCGUAGAGGUCAAUGCCUUGAACAUGAAACAUCAAACACCCUUGGCAACGGCUUGUACCAGAACCGCUUUUGCACUUCAUGGACAGCAAGGAAUCUUGACCACAUUGGAACUCCUGUUGGAGCAUGGUGCAGAUCCGAUGAUACCAGAUGAACAAGGGCUGACACCACUACACGUGUUGAUGCUUCAACUCUGCAGUUCCAUAGAUAUUGCAUCGUUUGUCGAAGUUUUAGUACGAUGUGGAGCUUCUAUGAAUGCUCGAGAUGACAUGCUUCGCACUCCUGUACAUUAUGCAAGCUACGCAACUGCCCAUCGAGACUGGCCAGAAAAACUGAAAGAGCUGAUGUCAUUUGGGGCAGACGUGAAUUUGCAAGAUGUGGAGGGGUUUACAGCUGUUCACGUCACUACAAUACGUGAUCCCAGGCACCUCACAACAUUUCCGUGGCCAUGGGAUUGUAUAGAUGAAACUGAGAAUGUGGUGCAAGAGAUCAAUUGGAAUUGUGCUCGAAAACAAGGCGUAACAUUGGCUCACAUGGUUUUAUCUCAAAAAGGACUUACCCUUCAAGGGUGUAAAGUUCCAUGGGACGUAAACGCACGAGACGAGUUCGGGUCAACGCCAUUACACUAUGCAGAAUUUUCAAACAACACCAUCGCAACCUCGUAUUUGGAAGUGUCGUUCACGAGGGCAGACGCCACUAUAAAAAAUUGUUUGGGUGAGAGUCCCAUCGAUUGUGCAGUGUCUGUCCUUAACCAAGAAAUGCUAUCGUUACUUCAACGUUAUGGAGAGACACCGGCCCCAGAAAAAGAGAAAAGAUUGCCUGACAUUUCAUGUAAGCUGUGCGCCUGUUUUACCAACGAAGGUAGAGGUAACUAUUAUCAGCCCUUUGAAAAACAAGAAGAGCUGAUUUCAGUGGAUCCUGAAGAAAUUCAAAUUAACCCGGCAAGAAAGAUGGAAGAAUACUUGUCCCACGUUCUGCAUACGCCGAGGAUGGGAAAGGUACCACUUCAUGAUUCAGAGGUAGUCCAGAUUCACCAGGAGACAGAAAACCUGAUCAGACAAAUUCUUCAGAAGGUAGCUGACCAGGAUCGUCGUUUUCGGUCGACACUGAUACUGUCGGGUAGUGUCCGUGAGAAAACCAAGGCCGGUCUACCCAAUGAAUUUGACUUUAUGUGCAAUCUCGAACUAUUCAGCUCUUGCUGUAAAGUGAUUGACGAAGACACAUGUUCUCCUGGCUUUGUACAUUUGGAAGGAACUGAUGCUGACAGCGCAAACAUUGCCGAAUUUUUUGAUGCUGAUGGAUUUCUUGUGCCAUAUCUGGUCAGAUCAAAAUUUGAACAAAUCGUGAGGGUGGUAAUGUUUGAUUCCAAGCUGUGGAAAUGUUGUCGGAUUUGUUCCAAUUUCAUUCUCCCCAGUUUGGACACAGGUAUUAGCCAUCCCAAACCGUCGAUCAUCAUCGAACUCUGCUGGAAUGGUCCAAUCUACAAGAACAUGGUGUACUCAGUCGAUCUGGUGCCUGUCAUAGACGCGGGGCUGUUUUGGCCACAAAAUGCCAUCUCGACCAGUCGUGUUUUAGAGAACAUACCCAAACAGUGCCUUUUCGCCAUGACCAUUCCGCGCUUCGAACGUGGUGUUUAUGGUAAUGAAGUGAGAAUAUCGUUCUCUCUUAUAGAAAGCGCAAUAUUUGACAGCAUUCCAGAAGUCGUCAAGGACGCCUACAUUGCUGCAAAAGCUGUUCGCGAGGUAUGCCCAACACUGGUGAACAGUGAAGAGGUAUUCUACAACAAGGCAAAUCUUGACGCACAAUCGUUAAUCCCAUCUUUUUGGCUCAAAAUGGCUUUACUUCAUGUGUUAGACAGAUAUGGCUUAGAUGAUGGGAGCAGCUUAACCAUGUGGGUCAGACGAAUUUACGAGAAAAUACACCACUUUGUGUGUGACGAUGAAGUGUUUCCAUCCUUUUUCAUACCACAGCAAGACUUUGUUGCUUCCUAUUUGAAAGGAAGUGACCUGAAGACCUCCUUCGCGGGUGAGGAGCUGGAAAAGAAGUUCAUGGCUUGUAAGAAAAUGUGUCGACUGAUCCAACGCUUUUUAUCGAGUGACGAAUGAACCUCGUCUCUUGUUGAAGCUAUCACUUGACUUUGACUUCAUUGUUUCGUCGCCCAUUAACAUAUCUUUGGAUAAUCACAUUCAUACGGCCAGUGACACACGCUUGCUUGAAGCAAAAAAUACUUGAUUACACCACGUCAGGGUUUUCUUGACAGACGGAAAAGAUAAGUCAUUGAUUCUGUUUUAUUAGGUUCUUUCUACGGGAACAUUUGCAACCUCAACUGACAGAAACUGAUUUAUCUCAGUUCUUGCCUUCAUAUUUGGAUGUCGGCUCUGCUGAAACCUCUGUUCUCCAUUUCCAUCCAAAGAUACAUCAUAUGUGGGCGUUCUGCUUAAUACCUUGGCUGUGUGACAGAAUCCCGGGCCCUUGAUAUGUUCCUGUAACUUUUAAGUACCAGUUUGUUCCUUUUACCCUCCAGGUUUGUCCGUAUGGGUUGAUAAUAUGCAAAGAGCGCAACUCCGAGACAACUGUCAUCAUCACAUAAUCUGAGAUAGAGAGGUACCAGUCUAGCUGUUUUGCUUACAGCUACGGUCUCAAGGGUUUUUUUUAUCCAUUCUAUAGGAAAUGGUUGGCAUGUCUACACAAGGUGAUCUAACUUCGAGAGAGAGCAAGUUUGGGAGAAUACGAAAGUUUAUGUAAAAUCAAGCUGCAGACGAGGCUUUACAUAAGCACAUUCAUCCCAGUUCACUCAAGUUCACUCGAGUGUUUGCAUGAGCCUAUGUUUUACCACAAGGCAAUAAUUUAACCUCUAUUUUGCGAAAGAAAUGCGCGGCCUGUGUUUGCCGUAUGCAUUUCCUGGGGAGGGGACAAAUCCCCGAAAAUUUGGAUGGGGUUUGUACCGCGCACUUGUUAAAACUCUUGUCCUACUUGAGACCAAAAAUAUUAUACAGAAAUGUAGAACGAUUUUCCUUUCCUAAUUUCAGAUCAGACCCUACCUAAACACUGCUUCGGGUUGUGUAAACAAUUGACAAGGCCCUCAAAAUCCCAAUUUAGCUUUUCUACAGAGCCUGAAAUUUAGGUUGCUCAUUCUUGUAAGGCUUGUAUGAGGGCACUUAGCCUUAUGCGAAAGAUCUAGGUCACGAAUUACAGGGCACGUUAUGUUCAAACCGUCUAUUAUAUCUUAAGGGGAGAUGUUCAAAACUUCGAAUAAAAGAUAUCGCGCAAAAUUAAUUUGCUACUUGAAAGAACUUUGAACCUGGCUAUUGAAGUCAUUGAGUGUGUCGUAUAUGAUGUUCCCUUUGAUCAGUCACAUUUAAGUCACCAAAACAAUGUCCUAAAUUUCCGCCAUCUUGUACUCUUGUCCCAGUAGUGUUUCUUUCUUUCUUUCCCGCUAAACUGAUCGAAGAAAACGAAGAAAAAAAACCUCUGAGACCUGGAUAAAAAUCUCGCCACAGAUAGUUGUUUUACUGUUGUCAAAUUGAACUAUCUGUGACGAGUGACGAGACCGUCCUGAAACGUAGCUCUAUAAAGAUCCGCUUAUGGUUAUUUACACGUGAUUUACACGUGAAAAUUCAAUUCAGAAAAACAACCAAUCACAGACACUACAUGGAUCUCCCUAGAGUUACGUCAUCAGUAUGGAUGUCUCAUACAGAAGAGAGAUAGAAGUUUUUUUUAUCUUGUUUUUUUAAAUGUACAUAGGUUUUGUGAAUGUCAGUAUUCAUUUGCUGACUUCUUUUUAUCUCAUAUAUAAUUUUUAUGGGUGUAAUGCCGACGAGGAAGCUGAAGAUACUUGGAAUAAACACGGAUGACGAACUCUCCUUCA
This is a messenger RNA of Orbicella faveolata, 5203 nucleotides long. RefSeq lists its product as uncharacterized. Gene Ontology annotation, molecular function: protein binding. The record is from RefSeq and is a predicted model, not a curated record. Gene Ontology annotation, cellular component: cytoplasm. NCBI's taxonomy places the organism in Eukaryota, Metazoa, Cnidaria, Anthozoa, Scleractinia, Merulinidae.